Messenger RNA from Paramecium pentaurelia, 740 nucleotides. Lineage: Eukaryota; Ciliophora; Oligohymenophorea; Peniculida; Parameciidae. The record is from the annotation of a GenBank genome assembly.
AAUGUCAGAAGAUCCAAAUGAGAAAUGGAAGAAAAUUCUUUUAAAUCCUUAUGGAAAAAGUAAAGAUGAUGUUUAGAAUGAAAUAAGAGCUAUGCAUAAAGAAUAACAAAUGAUUGAUGAAGCAAUCACUAGAGAAGCUUUAUUAUAAACAAUUAAAGCAAAAAAGACAUAUCGAAAUUUAACAAAUCCUAAUACAAAUGCUGAUAAAUCUAAAUUAGUACCAGUUGAUGGUGAUUUAAAAUAAGGAGCAAAAGUAUUUAUGCGUGCAUGUGCUUCUUGUCAUUCUUUAGAAAUAUUUACAGGAAAACCAUAUGCAGCUGAUUUUUCAUUUUAAGAAUCUAGUGGACCAUCUUUAGCUUAAAUUUAUAAUAAACCAGCAGCUAGUUAGAGAGUAUAUGAAGAAUAUACAAUGGCUUUAUUGGAUUCAAAAAUAUUUUGGAAUAGUUAUAAUCUAUUUAUGUGGUCUAAAGAUCCAUAAGCUAUGUGUAAGGGAACAAAAUGUUUAUAAAGAGGAGAAUUAUUAGAGAGUGCAGAAGAAAGGUAUAAAAUAAUAUUAAUAAUAUGUAGAGCUGAUUUAGUAAAGUUUUUAAAAGGGUUUGCAAAAGCAACUUCAGAUUUAUAUAGAAGAUCAUUCACAAAAUAUCAUGGAUAUGAAUGGUAAAAUUAUAGAGAAUAAGGAUUGGUUAAAGCAAGAGAAGUUGCUCAUUAAAGAUAAGGAUAUGAACCAGAAAAGAAAUGAU